Messenger RNA from Xiphophorus hellerii (green swordtail), 2457 nucleotides. RefSeq names its product EGF-like-domain, multiple 6 (gene egfl6). Bases 282 to 1898 code for a protein of 538 amino acids. The record is from RefSeq and is a predicted model, not a curated record. Gene Ontology annotation, cellular component: membrane. NCBI's taxonomy places the organism in Eukaryota, Metazoa, Chordata, Actinopteri, Cyprinodontiformes, Poeciliidae. Gene Ontology annotation, molecular function: calcium ion binding. The transcript is spliced from 13 exons.
UUUCACAGAGUGUCAACCCACCUCCAGAAAUUCAGAGGGGAUGAAGGGGAAGCAAAUUAUGGGAUACAAAGAGUAGCUGGAGCACAGAGAAGGGAGACUUUUAGUCUUGGUUCUGAACACACAUGAAAUCCAGCGUGCUUUGAGUUAAAGCUCAACCAAGACGUGUUCCUAUCUGAGGAAUUUAAUGAAAGUGUAUUUCAGGCAGGAAUAGUCAAAACUCCCCAGACUGAAAGUCAGACUCUCGGAGAAACAAAGCAGCAGGGCUGUUCAACUUUUCAGACAUGCAGGCAUUUACUUUGAUCGGUGCUUUUUUUAUCCUGCUCAACAUCUCCUCUGGGAGCACAGACGCUUACAGGCACCAUCGACAAGUUCAUACUGGAAGUCAAGCAGGCGUGUGUCGCUAUGGAAGGAGGCUGGAGUGCUGCUAUGGCUGGGCGAAAAACAAUAAAGGGCAGUGCGAGGCUCAGUGCGAGCACGGCUGCAAGCAUGGAGAGUGUGUUGGCCCCAACAAAUGCAAGUGUUUUCCUGGAUACACUGGAAAAACAUGUAAUCAAGAUCUGAAUGAGUGUGGCCUAAAACCUCGUCCCUGUGAGCAUCGCUGCAUGAACACUCAUGGUAGUUACAAGUGCUACUGUCUAAAUGGAUACAUGCUAAUGUCUGAUGGAUCAUGUGCAAAUUCCAGAACGUGCUCUAUCGCUCACUGCCAAUAUGGAUGUGAGGAAGUAGAGGGGGAGAUUCGCUGCCUCUGUCCAUCUGCAGGUCUUCAACUAGGCCAAGAUGAGAGAACAUGUGUAGAUAUUGAUGAAUGCACAACUGGGAAGAACCUGUGCCCAUACAACAGACAAUGUGUGAACACCUUUGGCAGCUACUACUGCAAGUGUCAGAACGGCUAUGAUCUGAAAUACGUCAAUGGAAAAUAUGAUUGUGUAGAUCUCGAUGAGUGUGCAGAUGAAACCCACAAGUGCAGCCAACAUGCCGUCUGUUUGAACACUCAUGGAUCCUACAGGUGUAGGUGCAAACCUGGCUUCAGAGGCAAUGGCUUUGAAUGCUCUGCCAAGCCAUUUUAUCAGAGGUCAUGGGAUGGAGACAAAGGCAGUGCAGAUGAUUCCCUCAAUGUCAUCCCAGACUCCCAGGUGAGGCCAGAGAUCCUGGGAGGAAAGUUAAGCAAUGAGGAGAUAAAAAAUGCCAUCCCCGAAACAGUUCCGACGCCGUCCCCCAAGGUCCUCCAUCAACCUUUCGACUACGAUGGAGAGGUCUAUGUUGGGACGAAGGAAAGAAAAGAGGAAUUUCCUGAGGAGAAGGAGGAGGAAGAGGAAGAAGAAGAAAACCAGCUCAACCCAAGAGGAGAUGUUUUCAUAUCAGAGGACUUUGAGUCAGUGUUUGGUCCGGCCACAGAAGUCAAAGAAAUCUACAUUGAACCACCUCAGGAAGAAUAUUUCCUGGAUUGCAACUUUGAUCAGGGAGCCUGUGAAUGGGUCCAAGAUAAAACUGAUGACAUGGACUGGACUGUGGCAUACCAUGAUAAGGGUGGUGAGUACUACAUGGCUUUGAGUGGGCUGAUCGGUGGCAGAGAAGAUGUGGCCAAGCUGAAAUUGCUUCUUAGUGACCGAGCCCAACAUGGCAGCUUCUGCCUGACCUUUGACUACCGUGUGGUAGGUCAUGACGUAGGCUCGCUCAGGGUGCUGCUGGACAACAAUGCUUACCCUGUUUGGGAGCAAAGCCAAAGCAAAAACCAGAGCUGGCAAACAGAAUUCCUCACUGUGGCCUGGAAGGAGGAGGCCCCACAGUCUAUUAUCUUUGAAGCUCAACACGGGAAAGGCAUUGGAGGCGAAAUAGGGUUGGAUAAUGUUGUGCUGACCUCAGGGCCCUGUCAAGAGGAUGCAGGUCCAAUCUUUUAGGAAAAAAACCCCAUCAAGGAUUAUUGUGCUUCAAUAACCUGCACAGUCAGAUUAUGUACAACAAGUGCAUGCAAGUUUGCUUUCACUCCAUGCUGGUACAUUGAUCUGAACCGUCUUUAUUUUAAGUUAAUAGCUAGUCUAAAUAAAACACAAAUGACUCAUAUCUCAGGAACAGAUGGUAGAGCUAACGUCGUCAGUUUGUUUAAACAGUAUUCUGCUUAACUUGCGUUGUGUAUGUGACAGUACGUUAGUGAAGUGCACUACAUAAACUGCAAGAUGUAAUGUGAAUGAAUUGUAGAUGACUUAAGUUUUUGAAGGCUUUUUUUGUUGAAACAAUAAAAGGAGUCAGUGCAUAUAUGCUGCAACAUUUGUAUUGAAAAUAUGGUGUAUGGUUACAAUAAAUAUGUUUUUUUCUAAUAGUGGGAAAGAUUAUUCCUUUUAAUAUUUUUUUUCUAUUGAAUUGUGAAAAACAUAGAAAAAUAUAUUUCCUCUAUGUAUUUCAUGUUGGUUAAAUAAAAUGUACACUGGAAGACAGCUUGUCUUCCAGCAUCCCCUUGUG